UCCGUAACCACCAUGCUCCCCGUCAAAGAAAUACAAGAACGAUCUGAUCGUCACCCCAAGCCUUCGGAUAUCAAGUUUCAGUAUGGGACUGCAGGUUUCAGAACACUGGGAAAGACCCUCGAUUCAGUGCUUUUCAGAGUGGGUAAACUGGAUGGAAAGACUAUUGGUGUAAUGGUGACUGCCUCACACAAUCCGGAGCCUGACAACGGAGUCAAACUCGUUGACCCACGCGGCGAGAUGCUCGAGUCGUCAUGGGAGGCACACGCUACCGCACUCGCAAACGCGCCCAGCAGUGUUGCUUUCGUUGCUGUGGUCGACGAACUGGUGAGAGCGACCAAAAUAGACCUCUCGAUUCCCGCCCGUGUGGUGUAUGCCAGAGACACACGCCCGACAGGCCCGCAACUUGUUGCCGCCCUUAAGGAUGGGUUGGAAGCGAUCAAGGCAGAGUAUAGGGACGCUGGCGUUACCACAACACCAGUGCUCCACUACUUAGUGAGGACAAUCAACACCAAAGGCACUAAAGAUUCGUACGGCGAGGAUACUGAGGAAGGAUAUCUUACGAAAAUAAGCGAUGCCUUCAAAAAGCUGCUUGCUGGAAAACCCCCGCCGCCGCCGUUACUCAUCGACUGUGCGAACGGCGUUGGUGCCUUGAUGGCUGAGAGAUUCAAAGCAUAUCUCGGAGAUAUCUUCGCGAUCAAUGUCGUGAACGCAGACCUGCAUACCCCUGGCGUACUGAACAACUCCUGUGGCGCGGACUUUGUCAAAGUCAAUCAGAAGCUACCUCCUUCCAUCACUCUGCAGCCAGGACAACGAGCUUGCAGUUUAGAUGGAGACGCCGAUCGCCUUAUGUAUUACUACGCAGAUGAACAUGGCCAGUUCCAUAUGCUCGACGGAGACAAGAUUACGACACUUGUGGCGAGUUAUAUCGUUGAGCUGGUGAAGGCCUCGGGAUUGGAUGAGCAAAUCAAAGUCGGCGUCAUCCAGACGGCAUAUGCGAACGGAAGCUCGACAAAGUACCUUUCCGGGAGACUUCCUGUCAAGUGUGUUCCUACAGGUGUGAAACACUUGCACCAUGCUGCAGAACAGUACGACAUUGGGGUCUAUUUUGAGGCCAAUGGGCACGGCACGGCGCUCACAAACCUGAGGAACAUCAUCGAUGUGAUUAACCAAACGGUUGGCGAUGCUCUCUCAGAUGCAUUCCUAGUGGAAGCAGUUCUAGCACACAAGUCUUUUAGCGGUGUGGAGUGGGACUCCAUGUAUUGUGACCUCCCGAACCGUCUUGUGAAAGUUGUCGUGAGUGAUCGGAAUGCGUUCAAGACGGAGGAUGCGGAGAGACGCCUAGUCAGCCCUCUCGGACUGCAGGUCAAGGUCGACGAGCUUAUGCGUAAGUACGGAGGGGGUCGCUCGUUCGUGAGACCGAGUGGUACGGAGGAUGUAGUCAGGGUUUAUGCUGAAGCAGCAACACGUGCUGAGGCUGAUGAACUUGCGUUUCGUGUCGCUGGUCUUGUGUAUGAUGAAGCGGGUGGUGACCCAUCACAGAGACCAAAAGAAUUUAUUUGAAUUCACAAUCACGUUUAGAUUUGGACAUUGGUACCCGAUGUGUACUCUGUAACAGGAUUAAUGGAGGAAUAGAAAUGAGCUACUUGCCUACGUGGGCCCAUGCGGACUGCUCCAGCACUCACCGAAUUGCAGUACAGAUAUCAUCAGACACCACUUCUGCUGGCAUCGAGUCAACGAUUAUCUGAUUUGGUUGUCUGAUCAGAGUGUGAUCAUACUUUUGUAUUAAAUAAGAUCGAUCAAUUGUAGCAAGUCGUUCACAUGCGA
Molecule: messenger RNA, 1824 nt
Organism: Suillus fuscotomentosus
Lineage: Eukaryota; Fungi; Basidiomycota; Agaricomycetes; Boletales; Suillaceae
Product: phosphoacetylglucosamine mutase
Exons: 8
Coding region: 13-1560 (515 amino acids)
Biological process (GO): UDP-N-acetylglucosamine biosynthetic process; carbohydrate metabolic process
Molecular function (GO): phosphoacetylglucosamine mutase activity; magnesium ion binding
Source: RefSeq, a predicted model, not a curated record